AUGGGAGUGGAUUUGACUUGUCCUUUUGGCGUCUCCUCAGCCUGCGGAGCCCAGGCCUCUUGGAGCAUCUUUGGGGCUGACGCCGCGGAGGUUCCGGGCACACGCGGCCACUCCCGCCAGGAGGCUGCCAUGCCCCACAUUCCCGAGGAUGAGGAGCCCCCUGGAGAGCCACAGGCAGCCCAGAGCCCCACCGGCCAAGGCCCUCACACCGCAGGAAUAUCCUGCAGUCCACCUACCAUCGUCCUGACUGGGGAUGCCAGUUCACCGGAAGGAGAAACUGACAAAAACCUGGUCAACAGAGCUCACAGUCCCCACAGGAGGCUUUCUCACCGACACUUGAAGGUUUCUACUGCUUCGCUGACUUCUGUGGACCCUGCAGGGCACGUUAUUGACCUGGUCAAUGACCAGCUGCCGGAUAUCAGCAUCUCAGAAGAGGACAAGAAGAAAAACCUGGCGCUGCUGGAAGAAGCCAAGUCGGUGAGUGAACGAUUCCUGACCCGCCGUGGGAGGAAGUCCAGGAGCGGCCCCGGAGACUCCCCGUCAGCUGUUUCCUCAAACCUCAGCCCCGGAGCUUCUCCGACAUCCUCUCAAGGCAACUCGCUUACUGUCUCCACGCCUGGUUUGGAUGCAUGCAGUGGCCCACAGUCCCCUUUGUCUGGAGCACCACCACAGAAGGGGGAUGAGGCCGAAGUCUCUUCACCUCACCUUGGCGAGCCUAAUGUCUCCAAAGGGCUAGCUGACCGGAAGCAGAAUGACCAGAGGAAAUUGUCUCAGGGCAGGCUGACUCCUCGUUCUCCCACAAUUGAGAAGUCCAAAGAGAUUGCAAUUGAACAAAAGGAAAACUGCGAUCCCCUCCAGUGCCCUGAGGCCACACCCAAAGGCCCAGCUUCUGGCGUAGGCAGUGGUGGGAAAAUGGCCCUGAAUAGCCCUCAGCCUGGCCCUGCUGAAAAUGAGCUGGGAAAGGCACUUCUGAAGACAGCCAGGGAAGGCAACCCUCUGCCUAGAGGUCCAGCCCAGGGCUCUGGAGGGGUGGCUCCCCUGGGCCCCCAGGGAAAAGGUACAGCUGGAGAGCCGACAGGGUCAAAAUUUGGCUCCAAAGCUGAGUUGCGGCCCCCUGCUUCCCGGCCGCCCCUACAGCGGGGGGUCUCCUGGGACAGUGGUCCUGAAGAACCUGGCCCCCGGCUGCAGAAAGUGCUUGCUAAGCUGCCUCUGGCAGAGGAAGAGAAGCGUUUUUCGGGCAAAGCAGGCAACAAGUUGGCCAAGGCACCCGGACUCAAAGACUUUCAGAUACAAGUGCAGCCAGUACGGAUGCAAAAACUGUCGAAGCUCCGUGAGGAGCACAUCCUGAUAAGAAAUCAGAACUUAGUGGGGCUCAAGCUUCCAGAACUUAGUGAAGCUGCUGAGCAGGAAAAAGGGCUCCCUUCUGAACUCUCCUCAGCUAUUGAGGAAGAAGAGUCAAAGAGUGGCUUGGAUGUCAUGCCCAAUAUUUCUGAUAUGCUGCUGCGCAAACUGCGGGUCCACAAGUCUCUCCCUGGAAGUGCCCCUCCACUCACUGAAAAGGAAGUUGAGAAUGUGUUUGUACAACUGUCCUUGGCCUUUAGAAAUGACAGCUACACUCUGGAAUCUAGAAUUAACCAGGCUGAAAGGGAACGCAACCUAACAGAGGAGAACACAGAGAAGGAACUGGAAAAUUUCAAAGCUUCCAUUACGUCCUCAGCUUCACUAUGGCACCACUGUGAGCACCGAGAGACCUACCAGAAGCUGCUGGAGGAUAUUGCUGUCCUGCACCGCUUGGCUGCGCGCCUCUCCAGCCGAGCUGAGAUGGUGGGGGCCGUCCGCCAGGAAAAGCGCAUGUCAAAGGCAACAGAGGUAAUGAUGCAGUAUGUGGAGAAUCUGAAGAGGACGUAUGAGAAAGACCAUGCAGAGCUCAUGGAGUUUAAAAAACUUGCAAAUCAGAAUUCAAGCCGCAGCUGUGGCCCUUCUGAAGACGGGGUCCCUCGAACAGCGCGGUCCAUGUCCCUCACACUGGGAAAGAACAUGCCCCGCCGGAGAGUCAGUGUUGCAGUGGUUCCCAAGUUUAAUGCCCUGAACAUGGCCGGCCAAACUCCCAGCUCAUCACCCAUCCCCUCCUUACCAGCCCUGUCAGAAUCACCCAAUGGGAAAGGCAACCUACCUGUCACCUCAGCACUGCCUGCACUUUUGGAAGAUGGAAAGACAAAUGGGGACCCAGAUUGUGAAGCCUCUGCUCCCAUGCCGACUUUGAGUUGCCUGGAGGAGAUUAACCAGGAGACCAAGGCUAGGAUGGAGGAAGAAGCAUACAACAAGGGAUACCAGGAAGGUCUAAAGAAGACCCAAGAGCUUCAAGACCUGAAGGAGGAGGAAGAAGAACAGAAGGGUGAAUGCCCAGAAGAAGCUGAAGAGGCAGAAGAAACUGAGGAAGAGGAAAAGGACCAAAGAAGCAGCAAACUUGAAGAAUUGGUUCAUUUCUUACAAGUCAUGUAUCCCAAACUGUGUCAGCACUGGCAAGUCAUCUGGAUGAUGGCCACAGUGAUGCUGGUCUUGACUGUUGUGCUGGGGCUCUACAGUUCCUAUAACUCUUGUGUGGAGCAGGCUGAUGGGCCCCUUGGGAGAUCCACUUGCUCAGCAGCCCAGAGGGACUCGUGGUGGAGCUCAGGACUCCAGCAGGAGCAACCUGCAGAGCAGUAGGAAACCUGACACCCAGUCAGUACCCUGCUCCAGCACACAACUGACUGCCCUUUCCCCAAGCAUAGUGUUUCAGGCCAGGUGUGGGCAUGGUACUGCUAGCCCAUUAGGAAAUGAGCAGGGUUCUUUCACACUCAGCACCCGUGUGGGAGCUACGCAUACACAGAAACUGAUGUUCUUGGAGGAUCAACAAAACUGCCCUUGUAAAGCAUCUGGUGAAUGAAGUCACCUUUAUGAAGGAACUCUAAUAGAAGGGAAAGUCAUCUGCCCCAAGCUCAGAUGGCUGGGGAAAAUAAAACACCUUCACUGCAGGAGAUAGUAAGAAGCUCACUCUCCCUUCCCUUUUUUCCUCUCUGUAGUCAGAAAUAAAGAAUUAAUUAUUCCCAAAGGCUAACACUGACCCUGACGAUCAGACCUAGAAUUUGGAGUCACAACAUGAAUAUCAUCCCAUUUCCAUCUCAUCCUCACUGACUCUCCUUCAGCCUCCCCUCCUCCCCUUUGGAACCAGAGUUUCUCUUUACAGAAGUAGGAAAGGUUUCUCAGAAAAAUAUUUAGGCUGAAUUUAGGCCAGUGCUUGAAAUGAAAUGGGAAGAUGUGAGUUAAUAUAUAUGCAUCUGUAUCCACACACAACACAUACAUACACACAGCAUGCAUGUGCAUGAAGCCAACAACCUUCCAAACGUGUGCUCUCAGUGUGUGUUCUGGAUAAAGCCAACCCACAGAAUUUUCACUAGGUGUGGGGCAGUCACCAGGCACCUGUUCAAUGAGCUCUCCACAUGGAUUUAAGAUGUUUGAAAAACACUGAAAACUCAUGGUUUCAACAGUGAACUUGCUGGUCUCCAUUUCAAGUGCUAAUUCUAAGCUGUUGUACAACACAGUCUAUUCCCUAUUUGUCCUAUCCUAUUGAGAGCAGUUAACCCACCUCUCAGGUGAAGGAGGAGACACAGUGUGCUUUCAGCUCCUGUGUGCCCACAUGCAAAUGUGCAGUUGCACCUUAGUGCUUUAGUUCAAACGGGAUUUCCAACCCAAGUAUGUUUCAGAACAUUCAUAAUUGUUUAGCAUAAAACUGAAGGAGCACAUCUCAUCUCCAAUUUGACUUCUCCCUCCACCUUUACAGCCACUGCUUUCAUUCAUCCCUCAUCAGUUUUGGGGGGUGUUGGUUUCUUGUGGGUUUUAUUGUGGUUGUUCUGCUCUUGUUUUUGUUUUGUUGUUGAUGUUGUUUUGUUGCUAACAUUCAUAUAGAACUUACUAUGAGCCAAGCACUGUUCUAGGUA
Messenger RNA from Neomonachus schauinslandi (Hawaiian monk seal), 3977 nucleotides. RefSeq names its product inositol 1,4,5-triphosphate receptor associated 1 (gene IRAG1). Bases 1 to 2706 code for a protein of 901 amino acids. The transcript has 20 exons. NCBI's taxonomy places the organism in Eukaryota, Metazoa, Chordata, Mammalia, Carnivora, Phocidae. The record is from RefSeq and is a predicted model, not a curated record.